Messenger RNA from Adineta ricciae, 762 nucleotides. The record is from the annotation of a GenBank genome assembly. NCBI's taxonomy places the organism in Eukaryota, Metazoa, Rotifera, Eurotatoria, Adinetida, Adinetidae.
AUGCAUCACCACCAUGAGUUACUACUCAUAACGAACAAAGUCAAACGUUUUCCAUCGCUUCCAGUCUCUACGGUACGGUUUGCUGCACGAUUGAAAUACAACAUGCACACAUUUUCCACAUUACCCGUCGAAAUUGUUUAUCGAAUUAUGGAUCAUCAAAAUGAGCUGACGCUAUUUUGUUCAAUGCAAAAUAUUUCCCGGCGGCUCAAUCAGAUCCUGAGCACCUAUGAGCGAUAUCGAGGUCUAUGCUUAUAUUCAUUCUCACCACCACCCACACCAAAUGCAACUCCCACAUAUCACAAGAGUGGGAAGUCAAUUUCAUUGGAGGGCACCCUCAAAAGAGAUAUCCCGCUACAAUCAAUAGCUAUUCAUAGUUAUAUCCUACUCUUUCCCCACAAUCAGCUCACAACACUCACCACACUAGAUCUCGGCGAUAACCGACUCGAUGCUGAAGGAGCACAGCACAUUGCGGAUGCGUUGCGUACGAACACGACACUCACCACACUAAACCUCAGUUGGAACGGCAUCGGUGCUGAAGGAGCAAAACACAUUGCGGAUGCGUUGGGAACGAACGCGACACUCACCACACUAAAGCUCUGCCGUAACGGAAUCGGUGCUGAAGGAGCACAACACAUUGCGGAUGCGUUGCGAGCGAACACAACACUCACCACACUAGAUAUCGGCUACAACGAAAUCGGUGAUGAAGUGGCACAACGGAUUGCCGAUGCGUUGCGUCGGAAUGCAAGCAUCAAUAUGGCGUAG